Messenger RNA from Onychostoma macrolepis, 2685 nucleotides. RefSeq names its product tumor susceptibility 101a (gene tsg101a). Gene Ontology annotation, biological process: protein modification process; endosome to lysosome transport; protein transport. Gene Ontology annotation, molecular function: ubiquitin binding. The record is from RefSeq and is a predicted model, not a curated record. The coding region runs from base 210 to 1382 and encodes 390 amino acids. The transcript has 11 exons. Gene Ontology annotation, cellular component: ESCRT I complex. NCBI's taxonomy places the organism in Eukaryota, Metazoa, Chordata, Actinopteri, Cypriniformes, Cyprinidae.
UCCAACACACUCCCACCGGAAGAGAAACUGCUGGUGUGACGCUCGCUCGCAUCGUCUUGUUUAUUUUCCUCGAGAUGAAUGCUAGUCGACUUUACCUAUAUUUAUUGAAUUCUCAUUAAGCAGCUUUUAUUUGGACUGUGUUAAUGAGUUAGUAAGGUGUUUAGAGUGUAUCUGUGUCAAACAGCAGGCAUUAAUACGACUGUUAAAUCAUGGCUGUUGUCAACGAAGGAGCUCUUAAAAAGAUGCUGAAGCAAUACAAAUACAGAGAUCUCACUGUCCGAGAGAUAACAAACGUCAUCUCUCAGUACAAAGACCUCAAACCUGUUAUGGAUGCAUACGUGUUUAAUGACGGAUCAUCCAGAGACUUGAUGAGCCUCACAGGAACUGUUCCAGUUAGUUAUAGAGGGAAUGUGUACAAUAUUCCCGUGUGCUUGUGGCUGUUGGAUACGUAUCCCUACAAUCCUCCGAUAUGUUUUGUGAAGCCCACCAGUGCGAUGAUGAUCAAGACCGGCAAACACAUCGACGCCAACGGCAAGAUCUACCUGCCAUACCUGCACGAAUGGAAACAUCCUCAGUCAGAUCUGUACGGGCUCAUCCAGGUCAUGAUUGUGGUGUUUGGUGAGGAGCCGCCUGUUUUCUCCAGACCCACCACACAACCUCCUUACCAGGCCUUCCAAGCAGCCGGACCCCCGAACCAGUCCUAUAUGCCAGGAAUGCCAGCUGUAUCUCCCUACGGGCCCAACCCAAACCCCUGUGGUUACCCAGGUUACCCUUACCCAGGAGGUAAUGCUUAUCCUGCCACAGGCGGUCCAGCACAUUACACUUCCCAGACUCCUGUCACUACUGUGGGUCCAAGUCGUGAUGGUACCAUCGGUGAGGACACCAUCCGAGCAUCGCUGAUCUCAGCCGUGAGCGAUAAACUGCGCUGGAGAAUGAAAGAGGAAAUGGACAGAGCGCAAGCUGAGCUGGACGCCCUGAAGAGAACCGAGGAAGACCUGAAGAAAGGACACCAGAAGCUGGAAGAUAUGGUGUCCCGUCUGGACCAGGAAGUGGCUGAGGUGGACAGAAACAUUGAACUUCUCAAGAAGAAGGACGAGGAACUGAGCGAAGCUCUGGAGAAGAUGGAGAACCAGUCGGAAAACAACGACAUUGACGACGUGAUCAUCCCAACAGCCCCGCUCUACAAACAAAUCCUGAACCUGUACGCAGAGGAGAACGCCAUAGAGGACACCAUCUUUUACCUGGGAGAAGCCCUGCGUAGAGGAGUCAUCGACCUGGAGGUCUUCCUCAAGCAUGUGCGUCUGCUGUCCCGCAAGCAGUUCCAGCUGCGAGCGCUCAUGCAGAAAGCGCGAAAGACGGCUGGACUCAGUGACCUUUACUGACCCCGCACUCCAGCUCUGAUCACACGUGUCAGACUCGGAUCUAGUCGCUCUGUGGUAUGUCAGUGGGAGUUCAGCUGUUUAUGAUCUUUUACUUCUGUGAGAGUUUUAGCUACUGUACCUGACUUUAUUUUCUGGAUUUGGAAAAGGCAUAAUGGGUACGAUAUUUGAACGCUAAAAGGUAAAAACUAGACCGGAGCAUUAGAAGUAAAUGAGACGUAAUAGACUUUUUGUUCCUUCUUUCAUUUGAGCUACUCGUGUUAAACUGGCAGGCGUUUGGGUCUUUGGCUUUAGAUACUACUGUUAUUAACCGUACAGAGUGAUAACUUUUCAAAUGUGACGUCUGCAGGAAGUGCAUGAGGAAAUUUCUCUCAAAUGUGGAUAGCAACUCCUGUUUUCAUUCAGGCACUGUUACAAAGUGUUGUCAUACUCCAUAACUAUGUGAAUCUCACAGGAACAUUCACCUCAAAAGAAAUAAAAUAUAUAUUUUCUGCAGAAAAAAAUGGAGGACUAUUAAGAUUUUUUACAUUGUGUAAAAUAUUAAGUAAAUUUAAGUAAAAAGUUUGGGAAAAUAGGUACAUUCCCCCCGAAAUUUCUCAUUAAAGUUAUAGGAAAAAAAGGUUUUUAAAAUAUUAAAACCAGCAUAAAUUAAAUUUAGUAAAACAGGUCAGAUAUUUAAAAUAUAUUUUAUAUUUAAAUUUUUCUUUACAAUGAGAAUUUGAGGGAACGUGCUUUAUCACAAUGCAAAAAAAAAAAAUCUUUAUGCAAGUUUUCUUUAUGCAAAAUAUUACUUUUGAUUUUGGGGUGAAAUGUCAUUUCUUGAUGCUUUCUGUGAGAUUCACCCAAUUUAUGGAGAACAGUGAUGACUUGUGGCUCCAUAUUUCAAUUUUAUGACAUUUAUUUUGCUGAAUUUAUUAUUUAUCUCAUUGCAAUUGGGAACUAUUGUUGUUCCAGAUUUAUUGGUAUGUUGUUACAACUGUAUAUCAUUUCGCUGUACAGAAAGUUUGGUUUGUGACUAAUAAUGUUUGAAAACUGAAAAGUUAUAAACUGUUGUACUGUACUUUAUUUUAUUUUUUUUGACUUAUUCUUCCAGAUGUUUUAAAAAAAUUAACAAUUCUUACCUGUUGCAUUUCAGGCAGUUGUUUUAAUGCACUUUUGGGAUGCGAGUUAGAUUUUUAAGACUUGAGUUGCUGUUUCUUAGUGAGACUUUACCCCCUUAUCUGCUAAUAUUUGUACCAGGCUGUAGAUUAUGAUGUCGGGCAGAUCAAUAAAAGAACAUGAUCUUGAAUCAUGAUAGAUUUGUGAA